Macrosiphum euphorbiae (potato aphid) is the source of this 612-nucleotide messenger RNA. Lineage: Eukaryota; Metazoa; Arthropoda; Insecta; Hemiptera; Aphididae. The record is from the annotation of a GenBank genome assembly.
AUGUCUAGUUCGUUAAAUGAGUACAUUGUUCAAUGGAAAAAUAUUAAAAAAAUGGAUUUAAAAACAAUUUAUCUAUCUUCAGCUUGGUUAAAUGAUGAAGUUAUAAAUCAUUAUUUGGGUAUGAUUGUUGACCGUGAUCCAACUAACAUUCACACAUUUGAUACAUUAUUUUAUUCUAAAUUAUUAGCACAUGGAUACCAAUCUGUUAGUCGGGGGUCUAGAAAAAAAGAUAUAUUUGCAUGUAAAAAAAUGUUCAGUCCUAUUCAUCUGGGUAACCAUUGGUGUCUUAUAUGUGUAAACUUCAUUGAAAAAACCAUAAAAUAUUACGAUAGUUUAGGCAAUAAAAAUACAGACUGUUUAAAUAUAAUAUUUGACUAUCUAAAACAAGAGUACAAGAAUAAGAAGAAUGAGACAUUUGACUCUAGUGGAUGGCAAAUAAUUAACUCUGAGGAUUGUCCAAAACAAAAAAAUGGUUAUGAUUGCGGGGUGUUUACUUGUGUCAAUGCAGAGUACCUAUCUCGUGAUGCAAAACUAGAUUUUGUACAAGAUGAUAUGCCUAAAUUAAGGAUUAGGAUAUGUUAUGAGAUCUUAAACAAUCGUCUAUGUUUUUAA